CAAUUGCAAGUCAAACGUCAAAGAAGUGUGCAUGGUUUUUGCAAAUAAUACCAUGUGGAGACAGUGCCGACUUUUACAAUAUUAAUAUUGAAUAAAAAAGUUUUAUUUUGGAAAUGGAUUACGUUGUGGGCAGUGUGGCCUCUUUAAUAUCUGGUAACGUGACACCCAAUCGUCCAAAACGAUCAAAGAAACCUCUUACACCUAUGAAACAUCAAGUUUCGCCAAACGUGACUCCAAAAAGUCAAUUGGUGGAUGAUAAAUCUGUUUUCCUUUCACCGACAAUGCAAAAGAAGAAAGCUAUUGUUAAAAAAUCACCUAAAAGGAUAUUUCAAAAUAAUGACCUUGAUGUAACGAAUGAGGAAGGGGAAUCAAAUUUUUCGAGUCCUAAAGCGGACAAGGUAAAAAAACAUUUAAAAGAUAAAUUAGAAACAGACAGCUCAGCUAGUCAAGUUUUGAAAAAUUCGAAAUCCCCAAAAAACAAUGAUAAUGCAAUAGCUGAAGACGAAAAUUCCUCUAAAAAGAAAAAGAAUAAAAAGAUGUCACUAACAGCACCUUACACCGAAGCAUUAGCAGACGAAAGUAUUGAGAAUAAUAAAGAAAAUAAUGAAAAUGUGGAUAAUGUUGAACAGUCCAAGUCUAAAAAGAAAAGGAAGAGAUCAAAAUCAGUGUCAGAGAAGGAAGACACAGAAGUAGAUGAAAAUAUCGUAAAUGAAACUGACUCACUCAAAAAUGUCGUAAAACCUGACGAGUCCAGUGAAAAUAAAAGUCCUAAAAAGAAAAAGAAAUCUAAAGCAUCAGUGGAAAAAGAGGACUGUGAAAAAUCAGAAAAUGCUACUUAUAAUAACAAGAAAAUAGAAAAUGAAGCUGAUAACAACGAAAGUAAGAGCUCUAAAAACAAAAGAAAACGAUCAAAAUCAGUGGCUGAGAGAGAAGACACGGAAAAUGACGUAAUUGAAAGAGACUCAAACAGUCAAGUCGAAAAAUCUGAAGAUUCAAGUGCAAAUAAGAGUCCUAAAAAGAAAAGAAAGAGAUCAAAAUCAUUAGCAGGUACGGAACAAGCUGAAGCAAAUCAAAUCGCAGGAGACGGUUCCAGCAGUGGAAAGACAGAAGAUGAGGUGGAAGAACAAAAUAAAAGCAUUGAUAAAGAUACGAAACACAAAAACAAGAAGAAAAAUAAGAAAACAUCAAAGAAAUCAGAAAACGCAAGUGAAGUGAACCCCAAUGCAAUUACUAACAAAGAUUCAGACUCCGAGCACGAAUCUGAUGAUGAGAUGCACUCGGAGAAUGAGGAAGAAAAUAAAAAAACUCUCAACACUGAUCCUGUGGAAGAAAGUUCCGAUGAAGAAGAAGCUCCCAACAAGAAAGAAGCAAGUAAAGAAAAGAAAGAAGAUGAAGUACAUCAGGACACAGAGGACGAAAUACAAAGAACUAUAUUUGUGGGCAACGUCCCCUUCAGCACCAAGUGUAAGAAGGAACUGAAGAAAAUUUUCAACCAGUAUGGACAAAUUGAAACUGUUCGGAUUCGGACGGUGCCGGUCAAGGAUGCACGGGUGACGCCGAAGAUGGCUGUCAUCAAGAACGAGCUCCAUCCAGACCGCACUACUGUCAAUGCUUACAUCAAGUUUGCUGAUGCCGCCUCCGUCAGUAAGGCGCUGGUAGAAAACAACACCCUUUUAAACGGCUGUCACCUCCGAGUGUCUCGUAGUGACAGUACGGGAGCUGAACACGACCCCAAAUGUUCCGUGUUCGUGGGCAACAUACCGUUCGCCCUCGAAGACGAGGGUUUGAGGGAGAGGUUCGAGAAAUGUGGCGAGAUCGACUCGGUCAGAAUUGUCAGGGACAAGAAAACUAAUGCUGGAAAAGGUUUCGGUUAUGUUAACUUCAAAUCCAAGGACGGCGUUGAACUAGCUCUGGCCUUGACCGAGGAGGAUCUCACAAUAAAAAAUAGAAUUUUAAGAGUAAAAAGAUGCACUCAACUGACACACAAGAAACUUAACAAACAAGAAACAGGGAAGCAAGGAUAUGUCGAGAAGCAAGGACAACGAGGAAGACAGGACAAGACGAUGGGGAAUAGAGGGAAUCAAUUCGGUAAAGGAAAAUCAGGGCAAGAGAACAGCGAAGGAGCUUACAGACGAAUAAAAAGAAAGAAUCAGGAUAACUCCGGGGGAGUCCCCACCAGGCAGGACAUGACACACACCAAGAAAAAUAGGAAGGAGUUUGUCGGGUUGACGGCAGAAAAGAAAAAGAAACAAAAGUUCAACAAGGGACAAAAAAAGAAAAAGGUUCUGAGCGAGAUUCUGACGAAGAAAUAAUGUGAAGUGCUGCCCAGAUUAUGUUCCGUGUAGAUUUUAACAGUUUAUUACAAUAAAGCCUUUAAACCUA
Danaus plexippus (monarch butterfly) is the source of this 2382-nucleotide messenger RNA. RefSeq names its product RNA-binding protein 34-like. Bases 114 to 2312 code for a protein of 732 amino acids. NCBI's taxonomy places the organism in Eukaryota, Metazoa, Arthropoda, Insecta, Lepidoptera, Nymphalidae. The record is from RefSeq and is a predicted model, not a curated record. Gene Ontology annotation, molecular function: mRNA binding. The transcript has 6 exons.